This is a messenger RNA of Oncorhynchus gorbuscha (pink salmon), 2701 nucleotides long. RefSeq names its product gamma-secretase activating protein. Gene Ontology annotation, cellular component: trans-Golgi network. The record is from RefSeq and is a predicted model, not a curated record. NCBI's taxonomy places the organism in Eukaryota, Metazoa, Chordata, Actinopteri, Salmoniformes, Salmonidae. Gene Ontology annotation, biological process: positive regulation of amyloid-beta formation. The coding region runs from base 406 to 2508 and encodes 700 amino acids. The transcript is spliced from 29 exons.
GCUUGUCCGGCCUAUCAGAGCGGGCGUCUCCGCUGUCUGACCCGAGAGGGAGGGCUCUAUGAAGAGGGCACAGCGAGCUGUGAAUAUUGUUCGGUGUGAAGUUGAGUAAAUUACUUUAAUGGCUGCAGAUCUCAAGGGAAGUGAUUCCCUUUCACAUCACGCCUUCUGCUUUAUUUUCGGUGCGUUAAACACUGCUUAAACGGCUCCUGGACUAUCAUCAAAACGUUAUGUACAACUAUCACAUGAUGCUGCAUUGUAUGCCAAGUUGUAACUUCAGGCUAUAGGGAUGGCGUCUUCCGGAUAGUGUGAAAUCGGGGAGGCUCAAAUUGAAGGUAUUUCUUCAUAAGUGUUUGAUGCAUACUAGACGUGGAAAUCAGUAAGUUGUGGAGGAGGUCAACCGCACACAUGUUGCAACUAAGCGCAACUUUCGAUUUGCAGCAGGAUGUGCUGUCAAGUAUAUUUAAGAAAGAGGCGACUGUCGGAAAAAUCAAAGAAUACUCAGGGAUCGUUGACACUCGGAUCCUCAACAUUGAAAGGGAUGGAGGAGUCCUCUACUCCUGGAAAGGGGAAACAGGGACCACCAGGAUCGGGAAAUACGACCCCAAUACCAGACAGAAUAAGCUCCUCUACACCUUUGACAAGCAGGUGUGUGUCAGCAGCUGUUCUCUGAAUAAGGAGGAGACUCUGCUGGCGGUCAGUUUGGCACAGAGGACAAGAACAGAGGAGCGCCUCAGACCAGUUUCAAAAUGUCUGACCCUCCUCAUUGAGAUCCAUCCCAUUAACAACACUAAGGUCCUGAAGGCUGUCGACUGCCGGGUCAGAGUUCAGUUCCUCCAUCCAGACACAGAGAGGGACUCGGUGCUGGAGAGUCACCUGCUGCUGGUAGCAGAAGAUGGCUAUGUGGAGCAGCUCCAUGUGAUGCUGGUCAGACAAGAGGGUUACAGAGUGGUGAUGUUGAGUCCAGAGUGCCUGGCCAAAGACAGGGUGGCAGAGGAUUUCAGCUGGGUCCAGUGGGACAGCCAGACACAGAGACUCUUCUACCUCACACACAGGGAAAAAGCUGUGCUGAAAUGUGUGCAAUUCGGCCAUGACCACAACUGUGAGACCUUGUUUGAGCUUGUCCUGGAGUUGACCUCUAACCCUUUCACCUGUAUGAGGUUUGUUAACCUGGGCUUUGACCAUCACCAAGAGACGCAGCAUGAACGGGAGGAGAUGAGGAUGGUGGUGAUCACCAAUAACACAGAGGGGAGUAUGUGUGUGUGUUACAGCCAGCCUGCUUGUGUCAACCAGGAGAUCACAUACACCGUAGUCCUGGUGCACAGAGGCUGCAGUAAAACGUUCUCAGUGGCUCUGGAUGGCACCCCUAGUUCAUGUAGUACAGAUCUCCUCCCUCUCUUCAUCCCUAUAGGUUACUACGUGGUAGUCUACCUGUCUGGUCACUUCCUGCACUGCAUCAACACCAGGCAACAGGAGCUGCUCUGCCACAGCCUCUUCCUCUCAGGUGUUGAUGCAGAGCUGGGUGUGUUGGGAUCAGACAGUGUGGUAUUGUCUCUACCCGAGUCCUCUCUGCUGGACCUGAACACAGGCAGGAUGUACACUGUAGACCUCAACCCCUCCUUCCUAAUGGACCUCCUGCACUGCAGCCACAGGAGACCUGAUGCUCAACGCCUGGCUGCCCUGCACUGUCUGCUGCUCUACAUGGGACCCAACGCUGCACUAGAACUGAAGAUCAUAGAUUGGAUCUGUGACAAUGUCAUGCCGUUCGACACCUUCGAUCAAAUUCAGGAAUUUAUUCUGGCGUCACUGUACAGGAUCAUCUAUAAGAAGUGUCUCAGUCUGGAUGAAGUCCUACCCUACUCCUCUGUGUUUGAGAAGAAGAAGGUACCUGAGGCUCUAGACCAGGUCCCCGGUGUCACCUGCACCACAGAGCUCCAUGCUGAACCAGUGUUCAAAGGAAAGGCCAGGAGUCUCCAGGGUUAUUGGGAAGAGCUGCAGUGGAGCACAGAAAAGAUGAAGUACUUUGAGGCGGUUCCAAACCCACGAUACAGAGCAUCUCAGAACCUGCCAGACUGGACCAAGCUGCUCACUACCCUGAAGUCAAAGAACAAGAAGGCUUCUAACUAUCUACGUCACAUUGAGGAGAACACUAAACAAGUUCUGUCGAUGGUGGACAGCUGGAAUCUUGACCAGAAAGUGGUUCCGUUGUUCCAGGAGGAGGACAGCCAGCAGAGGGCGCUCAUAGGCCUGAUGGUGGACAAGCUGAGAGAGCACCUCAACAGACACCUGCCUCGCCUGGGGAAGAAGAAGAUCGACGUGCUGGUGGUGAACUACGUGGCCAAGCUGAAAGCAGCGGGGGAGUUCAGCAGAGUGGGCCGUGUUUCACGUGAUGUGUCGGAUACUGGAGGCUACAAAGACUCUGUGUCUCCCCCUCCCUCCUGGGUAUCACACUCUACUGUCCGUGUUGGGGGUUCGCUGUCUCCCCAGACACACCUUCCUGCAGUACGUUGACCAUGGUGUGCUGCAGCUCACCGAGACCUUCGUCUCACGACUCAUGACAGAUCUAGACAACAGUGAUGCCAACGAGGAGCUGAAGUUCAGCAUUCUGAAGAGACUACCAGAGUCCAUGGAGCAGAGGAUCUGUCACCUGUGGGAUCACCCCAUCAGUUCAGCCUGUAUCUCCAGAGACUAUGUCAGAGGCCUG